GAAUUGUGCAGAUCCUCUUUCUUAGUGAUGUAACAGUGUGCCAUUGUGUAUAGCCAGUCCACUGGUUUCUGUCUUCCUGCAGUUUGACUGAUAUAUAUGUAUAUAUUAUACACCGACUUCCAGCCAGUGACUACAGCAUUAAUCAAUCAAUCAUCUCCGCAUGUGUUGGUGAUUAAUGACUGCUAAGAUGUAAACAACAGCCAUGCUUGGUUAGCUUUAUGGUGCAAUUCUGCGUAUUGUGCAGUACCUGUACCCACACCGCUAUAAUCUUGUUUUAUGUGUUGUGCUUUAUUCCUGGUCCGUCACACUAAUGGGAUCGAUUGUGUCAGCUGUUUGAAUCUGGCCAGCAGGAAACCAGCCUAGCUUUUAUGGGGAGAGAUUUGGACCAUGCCAGCCCAUGCAGCAGUGUUAAUUGCAGUGUCUACCUGAGUGUUUUUGUUUUGUGCUGGUACACCCUGUCGUUGUUUUAAUGGUUGACCCAACGGAUUAGUGCCCUGUCAACUGUUAAUGGGAACACAACAAGGGUGAUAGCUCAGCAAUUGACUUGUUCUGGGAGAUUUCCUACAUGUUGAGUAGAUAAAUAAAAAUCUACCUUGUCUGUGUGGAUUAGUUAUCCAAGUUGUUCUGUUGUUGGUUAACACUUGUGUGACAAAACAAUACAGCACAUUAAGAUGUGAGUGAACUAGUACAGAUGUGGGUGUCAGAAACCGUGUUUCUCUCAUACAGAGUGCUUUUCCUCCAGCCUUCCGGUCACAAUGCCUAUUAAGAGGUUGUAUAGGGACGUGCGCUUGCUAUUUGGAAGUGGUUGGUCUGCUGAUGAAGUUUCCAAACCACCUCACCACAACGUUUAUGAGUCUCCGACAUGCAAGCCACCGGCUGGGCCUCAGAGUGCCAUGAAGAACGAAGCCCAGCCACAGAGCAAUGAUAACAUUAAAUACGGAGAGCUGGUAGUACUGGGAUACAAUGGCCAUCUUACAAGUGGAGAUAAGGGGAGGCGGCGCAGCAAGUAUAUUUUACGAAAACGAACUCGUGCCAAUGGGGUGAAGCCGUUCAGAAAACACCUAGUUGUUAGUCCACAGUCAUCCAAGGCUGUUCAGGACAAUGAACAACACUCAGUAUCAUACACAUUAUCUCGCAACAAGGCCGUGAUAGUGGAAUAUAAGCCAGAUGACGACACAGAUAUGUUCCAGAUUGGUCGUUCAUCUGAACACCCCAUUGAUUUUGUUGUCAUGGAUACCAUUCCUGGUCACUUACGGACUACAAGCGAGAAUGUUACACAGAGCACAAUUUCCCGAUUUGCUUGCAGAAUUAUUAUUGAUAGAAAUCCACCAUACACAGCUAAAAUCUUUGCAGCAGGCUUUGACUCAGGGAAGAAUAUAUUUCUUGGAGAAAAGGCUGUGAAAUGGCAUUCCGGAGAUGAGAUUGAUGGACUGACAACAAAUGGAGUAUUCAUAAUGCAACCUCAGGGUGGUUUCAGCCCGACUGCCCGACCCAAUGUCUGGAGAGAGGUGUCUGUUGAUGGGGGCAUCUUCCCCCUCAGAGAAUCCAGGCCAUCCCCGCUCAAGAGUUGUCAGAUUUUGGAGGAAGAUAAUAUUUUGAGAGACGGUACACUAAUAGAUCUUUGUGGAGCAACGUUGGUUUGGAGAUCAGCUUUAGGUCUCAUUACUUCACCAAGUGAACAUGAGUUUCAAGUGAUGGUUCAUGAAAUCAAUGCUGGCCGACCCCAGUGUCCUGUUGGCUUGAAUACUCUGGUCUUGCCAACACGUGGGUCCCUGAACCUUCGAGACCGACAACCGUACGUCUACCUCAAGUGUGGACACGUACACGGCAAACAUGAAUGGGGUCAGACAACUGAAUCGAGUCGCAAGUGUCCACUAUGUUUAGAGGUCGGACCCUUUGUAAAGCUUGAAAUAGGGUGUGAACUGAGUUUGUACGUGGAUUCCGACUCACCUACUUACUGUUUCAGUCCAUGUGGUCAUGUCGCUUCAGAGAAUUCAGUCAGAUACUGGUGCCUGGUUACUGUGCCACAUGGUUGCCAUGGUUUCAGAGCUAUCUGCCCAUUCUGUGCUACUCCACUGUGUGAGCCAGGAUAUGUGAAGCUAAUCUUCCAAGACCAUACUGAUUAAAUUUCUUAUUCAUUUAUUUGUAAUUUGAAAAGUAAACUGCACUUUCUGUUUUUCAUUCUAUUGAAAUAAAGGAAGUGCCAUACAUGAACAGUAUAUCUGUUAAUAGAUAGGAUAUGUUGAAAAGAAAUAUUUUACAAUAGGUAAAACAUUUACCAAAUUCCAACUGAUGCAGGUCAGUUCAGAAUUAAAAACAGUGUUGAAAUCUUUGGAAUACAUAUGAAAAUACAUAUAUAACAUUUACUGUAUAAUUAGAAUGAUACAUUUCUUUCCAUAUUAUAUCCUGAUCUCUCGACCUAUUUGCAUCCCCCCUAUUACAUUAAAUGGAUUUGAACGUCCCCAAUUCAUAACCAGAAACAGGACACAAUAGAUUUUGUUCAAUGGUUAGCUGGUGGAAUCUUUGGACCAGUUCACUGGAAGAGAGGGAGGUUCAGAUAGGUUGACAGGUCACAUUAUGUAUUCAUGAAAUGAGAAAACACAUCUGUCAAAGUGUUGAAUAGAGGAAAUAGAUUUCUCUGUAUUAGACCCUGGUUUCCCAAAAUGCAUGUUACAUAAUUUACCCUGAGAAUAAGAGUGAAUGACAAUGUAUUGUAUCUUAGAUUUAUAAUGUGCACCAAAUAUAUGACAAAGUCACUAAAGGUCUGAUAUAUUUUUUUUUAAUGUCAUAUAUUUCUUAGAAUUAGUAUGUUAUUGCUUUGCAUUUAUGAAAGAUGCUAUUGUUUGUAAAACCAAGUAGUGCAAUCUGACAGUUUAUGAUAAUCAAGUCGGCUCCCUUUUAUAUGUUGACACUAUGGUCAAGCUUAUUUUUCAUCUAGUCUGUGCUUCUGAAUUAUAUAUUUUUAUUUUUAAAAUUAUGUAAAAAAGACUGAUUUUUAUAUCCAUGCUCUAAUGAAUUUUAUAUAUCAAAAGAUGGCACAAAUGUUUCUUAUGGUAUAUUUGUGUUAACACUUUAUUUACUACCAUAAGUGUUAAGAAUAUGCUUCACAGUUCAACUGCAAACUAUCCAGAUUACAUUAUCUAACUUGCUUGUGGCCACCUUUAUUAAGCCAUCAACUGUCUUAAGAGAUCAUCUAAGAAUAGUACAAAUUGACUUGUAUCAAGCAGCCAGUUGUUUGUAAAGGCCAUCUUUUGAUAUUUGUAGGUGUAUGAAUAACACAAGUGACUGUAUAUAGGGAAGUAUGUGGAUGCAAGGGAUAAGAGUUUGGUGCUAUAUUAAUUUUAUGCAAAUAUUUUAAAAUAAGGCUGUAUUCACUGUUAAAUUAAUUAAAGAAGGUGAUUAAACUUAGUAUAAAAAACAUGAUUAAUAUAGGAAAAAAACACCUUUUUUUAUUGAUAAUCACAUUCUAAAAUGGUAGCCUGUACGUACAUUUUGCACUCUAGUGCUUACAUUUGUCAGGAACUGUUUGAAACAAAUGAAAUAAGCCUUUUAUAUAAAUGUAUAUAAAUGACUUUAAAAUAUAUGUAUAUCCAAUCAAUACUCAUAAUAUACUGUGAUUAUGUACUACAUUUUAUCUCAGAAUCUCUGUUUCAAAAUAUUAGUGUAGACACUUGACCAGUAACAUGAAAAAAUCUUCUUAUUAAAGAUUAUAAUUUAUAACAUUAAUUCUGUGAUUCAGUAGCAACUUUUCUUUUGUAAUAAAAAGCAAAAAUAGUCUGCUGCUAAUGUUCUCUGUUAAAAAAAUAUGUUUUAUACAUUAUUUGUAUAUAUCUAUCAUUGAUGAAAUUAAUGCCAGAGUACUCUGCUAAAUAUUUUAUGGUAUUAAAAAGACAAGUACACAGCGAAUGAUAUAUUAGUGUCAUGUAUGCCCUUGAUAAAUUCAUUACAAUUUUAUGCUCACUAACAUAUACUGAUUUAGAGUAAACAAUUUUAUCAGUUUUUAAUAAUCAUUUCAGCUUUCAUUUUUCAGUGAGUAUGACAUCCAAGGAAAUACUCCAUACUAAGAAUGUACUAAAAUAUUAGAUAGUGUGUUUUCUAGUUUGGUACCUUAUUUGUAAUAUUCAUUGACAAUUAUAUUUUCAAGUUAUUUUCAUCUAUAUUAGAAGUGAAUAACUUUAUUGCUAUUUAAAAAUUGUCAGCCAAAUAAUUAUGCUUAUAGUAUAUUUUGUUUAAUAGAAUUUUAGCUCUCAAAUUGUUCCAUUUCUAUAAAAUAAGACAAUUAUUUAAAAAAACACAAAACAACCCAAACAAGAACACUAGAUUCUUUGUACUUUUUCUUUUCAGGCAGAGUUCUUGAUAUACUUUCAGGAUUUUAAUUUAUUUUUUGUGUAAUUCUUUUUAAUUCAAAAAGCUCAGGACUACCUUUCAUUCAGUAAAUAUUGAAUACAUAUAUUCUUGCUCAAUAACGCAGUUGUAUUUCAGGUCUUACUACAGUAUAUUUUUACUACUUUCCUGCUUUUAACUGUGUUCAACAUAUUAUGUAUCCAUUAUUCCAUUCCAUAUUUUCAUUUCAAUGAAAACAAAUGUGCAGACAUGCAGUAAGUUUGUAUACAAUGCUAUUUUAGUUUUCUGAAACAGGAAAACUGGUGUGCAGUUUAUGUUCAAUUCAGCUAUUUAACUAAACAAAAGUUAGUUUUCAAUGUCAUGGAGACACUAACUGUCUUAAAUGUCAAGUCAUGCUUGUUGUAUUCUAACAGAUGUAACUAACAUUAACUGCUUAUUGAUUUUGUAAUAACCAUAAAUUAUUACUUAAUCAAGUCCCUGUAUAGUAGACAAUACAAUGUGAUUCUUUGUACUGAAUGGAUGUUAAACAUAGUUCAUCCAGAUGAAUAUCAGUUAUUACUUGACAUCAGACAUUAGUUGAUUAGUAUUGCACAGUGUUUCUGUAAUGACCAGCAUGUGGGUAGAGUUGUUUGCUGUUCAUUCUAUUUGAACUACAGAUAAUGAGAUUACUGUUCUUUGCAAGGUUUAUACAGCUUUAAUGAUGAUGAUGUUCAUUUCCUGUAUUUUAUCCUUUUAAAUUUAUAAACAAAAAGCACAUUUUAGAAAUUGUAGGAUUGAAGUGAAAUAUCUAGAAUACUUAAAGCCUACAGUAUGUUAGAAUGAUGAUGUUAAAUAUUUCAGUUUUGGUAAACAUCAAACUGGUUAUCACUUUAUGAGUGUAUGUAUGUGUGUGUGUAUGUAUGUAUGUAUGUAUGUAUGUAUGUAUGUGUGUAUGUAUAUAUAUAUAUAUAUAUAUAUAUAUAUAUAUAUAUAUAUAUAUAUAUAUAUAUGAUCUAUGUUUAUCUUGCCACUGAUAUUAGUGAUAAUCUUUAGAUAAUAUGUACAUGUAUUGUUUCAGUAUAUAUGAUGCAUCAUGUUGUGUAUAUACUUAGGUAUGAGUGUAAUAUUAGUUGUUGUAUUGAAUGGUAUGUAAUGGCUGCAGGCAAUAUUUGACGUAUUCUUUCCAUUUGAAAGCCUGUAACAUGAAACUACUCCGUGACCAAUUUAUGUGUUCUUCAUUACAUAUUAUCAUCAUUAUGUUGAUUGACUUAAUAUAUAGUCCUUAGAUAUUUCUAUUUGAACACGUCAUUCAGUCGUAGGAUAUAUAACCAGAGUAACUGGUGGAUUAGUUUUACAUACACGAACACUUUGAGUGAUCUAUCAAGUAAGUUGAUGAUGAGCAUAUCUAUUUGUUUACUGUUAAAAAAAAUACCCACUAUAAAGCAAGUGUGUUAAAACAAGUAUGCAACAUUUUAGUAGCCAAUAUGAAUAAAUUAAUUGUUCACAAGAUUUUUAGUAUUGGUGUCACAUGAACUUCAGAAGUGUGCUACCAUAAUAAUGAUCUUUUAAAAAGAAAUAUUUUAAUCUUUGAUCAAACUUAUAUUAAGGUCUGAAAACUGGAUCAGAUUAUAUAUUACCUCGGACAUAUAUUAAUAUUACUGUUAUAUUAGAGAUACAUGUUCUUGUAUGCAGUACUUUAAUAUGGAAAUAUGUCAUCACUUGUUAAUUGAUAGGUUGAUACAGUUGCAUUUUUCUGAGGUGGCAUAUUUAUGAAUCUCUCAUCACUUCACAUGAAUUGGAGAUGUGUUGAUAUGCUUUUUCUUUUCUUUUUUUUUCCAUUUGUGUAAAAAAAAAAAAACCUUUAUGUACAUAUGUAGUUAUCAUUUUCAGGAUUUUAAAUCAUCUUUUUCAUCUCAGGGUUUUGUUGAAAUGUCGACAAAUAUUUUUCAUUUUUGCUUUCAUAUCAUACUGAAGAUUGUUGUAAACCUUUGUCUGUUAAAGUAGUGUUAUCAGUUGCCCAGUUUUGUGUCAACAGGAAAUAUACCUGAUGAUUACUAUACUAAUAUAUACAGUAUUAAAUAUAUACACAAAUACUAAAGAAAUAUAAAAGUAGUUAACAGGGAUAUAUACCUUAAAAGCAUGUACAAUUACUGGGUUAUUGCAGGCUUUUGUUGAUGAAAACAAUUUCAGAUCCUCUGUUAAUUUUUUUAAAUUCCAAACACCAAGCGGAUAAACUAUUUAUAUAUUUUUGCCAUGGAUCAUGUUUUGAGUUUCAGUUAUAAUUUUAAAUCAGAUUGUCAAAAAAUUAUGAUUAUUCAACAAAUCCAUAUUAAAAAAAAUCAAGCUUGGAGAAAAUUUUGAGAAUACUGGAGGUGUUUUAAAUUUUAGGCCCUUCAGGAACCCAGUUAAUCAAUGAAUUAAAUUUUGGUUAUGCACCUUUAAUAAACAUUUACAUUUUGCUUUGGCAAUCAUCCUAUUAUUUAAGGUAGGGGGAAAAUGGAUCUGUACAGUAAUUAUUUUAGGUAUUUUAAAGAAUCUGUAGGGUUGUCACAAAAAUGCACCAGAGUACACCUGGGGCUCUUUUUUUGUACUAUGUGUGUUAAAGGGACACACCCUAGUUACGGCUAUUUGUUAACCAUUACGGCGUUGUUUUUCGCUAUUAAACCCCAUUUUUCACAAAUAAAAUUGCGCUUUAUUUACAUUUUAUU
Molecule: messenger RNA, 7031 nt
Organism: Gigantopelta aegis
Lineage: Eukaryota; Metazoa; Mollusca; Gastropoda; Neomphalida; Peltospiridae
Product: protein pellino-like
Exons: 10
Coding region: 756-2126 (456 amino acids)
Biological process (GO): regulation of Toll signaling pathway; protein polyubiquitination
Molecular function (GO): protein binding; ubiquitin protein ligase activity
Source: RefSeq, a predicted model, not a curated record